AUGAUUGGCUAUGGCCCAAACAGAGGUAUCGUGCCUAUAAUAUGUGAAGAGUUGUUUAAAAGAAUCGAUAAAAGUACGGAUCAGAAGAAGAAGUUCCAAGUUAAUUUGUCUAUGAUGGAAAUAUAUAAUGAACAAAUUCGUGAUCUCCUCACAAAAGAUAAGACACCGCAAACAAAUUUACAAAUACGUCAAUCACCAGUUCAAGGGUUCUAUGUCCAAGGUUUAACACAAAUACCUGUUGGAUCAUACAGUGAAAUUGAGCAGAGAAUGAACCAAGGCACAGCGCGUAGAACCGUAGCAGCAACAAACAUGAAUGAGACAAGCAGUAGAGCUCACACUUUAAUUACGAUAACCUUCGACCAAUUUACCGGUGCUGAUGAAGCCAACAUAUCACGGAAACGUUCAAUAAUAAAUUUAGUUGAUUUAGCAGGUUCUGAAAGAGCUGAAGCUACAGGAGCAACUGGUGAUCGUCUUAAAGAAGGUGCGAAAAUCAACCGUUCAUUGUCAGCAUUGGGAAAUGUGAUAUCUGCACUAGCGGAAAAUAAAAAAGUUAUCCCUUAUCGUGAUUCAAUACUUACAAAACUACUGCAAAACGCAUUGGGGGGUAAUAGGUGA
This is a messenger RNA of Heterobilharzia americana, 615 nucleotides long. The record is from the annotation of a GenBank genome assembly. NCBI's taxonomy places the organism in Eukaryota, Metazoa, Platyhelminthes, Trematoda, Strigeidida, Schistosomatidae.